Molecule: messenger RNA, 2580 nt
Organism: Rubroshorea leprosula
Lineage: Eukaryota; Viridiplantae; Streptophyta; Magnoliopsida; Malvales; Dipterocarpaceae
Source: the annotation of a GenBank genome assembly
GCUCUGCCGUCAAAAUCAAGGAUUUGUAAAGUACUGCAAUUUCUAACCACUGAAUCAAAGGGAAAAUUUUGGGGGAGGAGGUUUUUCCGGGAGCUUUUAUAGGUCUGUUGUCUGUGAAUAGAUCCUAAAGUCUCAUGGAUAGACCACCUCCCAAUUAUGCAGCUGCUUCUGCAAUGGCAUAUGCCCAACAACAGCGACAAGCAGCCAACAUGCCUCAGCAGCAACAGUUUGGAUUUCAUGCGCAACAUCAACAGUUCCCUCCAUCAGUACAUGCUCCUUCUUUCUUACCUCCACAUCCAUCCCAAUUCCCUUACCAUCCACACAUGCAACAGCAACCUCCGCUUCACCAUCACCCUCCUCCACAUGCGCAACUUCAUCAUCAACAGCCACCACCUGCCUUCCCCUCAAACUUGCCCCCUCACCUAGUUCCCUCACCUUUCCAUGGUGUAUAUGAUUCCCCUCCACCACCGGUGGCUCCCCCAUCUGACCCUGAGCUCCAAAAGCGUAUUGAAAAACUCGUUGAGUAUUGUAUUAAGAAUGGCCCAGAAUUUGAAGCAAUGAUCCGUGAGAAGCAGAAAGAUAAUCCUGAUUACAGUUUCCUCUUUGGUGGUGAGGGCCAUGGUUAUUACAGAUACAAGCACUGGUUAUCUAUACACCCACCAGGCGCCCCCUAUAACCACCCUUUUCCUUCCUCUUCUGUACCUAUGAUGCACCCUCCAAAUUCUGUUAUGAAUCCUUCGCUAAGUGGCCCUCCAUUCAAUGCCACUGCUAUUGGGGCAAUGAGUGGUCCUCAAAUGCACCAACCUCCAUUUCCACCAUUCUUUGAUCAACAGCACCACCAUCAGCACCCUCAGGCUUUUGGUAGUCAUGGUGGACCAGAUUAUGACCAGUCUUUCAAAGGUCUUGCUGGUUCGCUGUCUUCCGAUGUUUCAAUUGAGCUUAAUAACGUGCUUAACAACCUUAGUGGUACUAAAGAGUCAAUCAAAAGUGCCAAGAUUUGGUUCAUGCAGAGAUCUCUGUUUGCCCCAGCUCUGGCUGAGGCACUUAGAGACAGGAUUGUUGCUUUGGAUGAUUCUGAGAGGCAACUGCACAUAAUUUACCUUGCCAAUGACAUUUUGUUUGAUAGUCUGCAACGGAGGAGCAAUCCUCAUGAACUUGAUAAUGAAGCCCUUGCAUUUAAACCUGUUUUAGGUUCAAUGCUGGCAAGGAUUUACCACAACCCUGAAAACAAGGAGGAAAACCAGUCACGGAUACAAAAAAUCUUGCAGUUCUGGGCAUCCAAUGAAGUUUAUGAUCAAGAUACUAUUUAUGCACUUGAGGGUGAGAUGCUGGGUGGUGUACCAACUUGUUUUCCUAGGCCUCCAAAAGAACUCUCUUUAUCUUCAGCUGAUUCCUUGAUGCUUGCUGGACAAACAACAAACCAUAAUAUCUCACAAUGGCAGCCUGAUAAGCAAAGUACAGCUCCAAAUGCCCCUGAUCUAGAGCACCAUAACAAACAAGGAGCCCCUCAGCAAUUUGUUCCAAACUUAGCCCCUGCUGGUGCUUUUCCAGUGUCUAUGCUCAUCAAUUCUUCUAUUCAGCCGGCAAGCCAACAAACUGCAUCCCAUUUAUUGCCUCCACCAACUGCAAAUAUUGGUGAAAAUUUGCCCCCAUAUCCUCUGUUCCCACCUGGUCUUAUCCCUGGAAUGGUCAGAAAGAUGCAGAUUGGCAGUGGGGUGCCUUACUCUCCGUUAAGUCCAUUGGACAUUCCAACAAUUAUACCUCCAUCCAGUGUUUCACCAUCAGAAAUUCUUGAGAGAGUUUCAAAGUUCUUUAAAGAGAUUGGAGAGGUAAACCCUUCUGAGGGACCAUUGGAAUCUGACUCAAGAGAUGAAGAUGAUGACAAGUAUGAGACAGGAGGGGCUUGCAUCCCUGUUCGCAAAGGAGGGGCUUGCAUCCCUCCACCUCCUAAUCUGCAGUUAGAUCCAGAGACAGGUACUUAUGCUGAUGGAAGUGUAGAGCGGAAACCAGGGGCUAGUGGGUCUGGAAGAUUGGGACUUGGGGCAACAGCUAAUCCAAAUGAGGUAAGUCAAUAUGAUGAUGUUUAUACCUCUUAUAGAAAACAGAGAAGCACCUCCUACCAUUCAUCCAUGAGUACUAGAGCUGCUACAAGAUGAAAGUUCCUCAAUCAGAGAUGAUCCUUACUAGCAUGGAACUGGAGAGUAAUUCCUUAACUUGCUUCUCUGCCACUUUUUCUAAAUUUUUUGUCUUCAACUUUCCCAAAAUGAGUGCAUAGGAGCAUGCAGCGUGAUUAAUUUAUCGUACUAGGUAACUUUUACCAGUGUAGUGUUACUGCAUUCAGAGAAUGGAUGAGAUGUAUGAUAACUAGUUAAUUUUUACAACAGUAUUCAAAGGGAACAGACUGGCACCUUAAAAUUUUGAUACCGGGGUCAUGUGGACCAAGGAGUGUGCAAUGGAAAAGAGGGACAUGCUAGAUUGGAAUGUACUUCUCUGCACAAACUAGUGAAAAGUUUUCAAUGGGAGAACCUUCUUCCCCAACAUUGUUUAAUUUCAAAUUAGAACUAAAGAUUUUAAUUAGUA